Molecule: messenger RNA, 1926 nt
Organism: Lolium perenne
Lineage: Eukaryota; Viridiplantae; Streptophyta; Magnoliopsida; Poales; Poaceae
Product: asparaginyl endopeptidase Rep2
Biological process (GO): vacuolar protein processing
Molecular function (GO): cysteine-type endopeptidase activity
Source: RefSeq, a predicted model, not a curated record
CGCCGCAAGGCGACGAGCUGCACCGCACCGCACCGCCACCUCACGCCCCACGCGUCCGCUCCCCAGGCUGCCGGCCCUGCAUGGCGGCAUGGCGCGGCGCGGCGCCUACAUACCCCCGCUCCCGCGCCGCUCGCCUCCUCGCCAGCACCUCCCGGCUCUCCCGGGCUCCCAGCAACCGCUCGCAGACCGUAGUAGAGCCACUGUGACUUCGCCUGCGCAGAGGGGAAUGGCGGCGUUGAGGCGGUGCCUCGCGUUGCUCCUGGCGCUGUGCGCGUGCGCGGCGGCGGGGGCCGACGCCUCCAAGGGGAGGUGGGAGUCGGUGAUCCGGAUGCCGGGGCAGGAGGAGCCCGCCACCGACGAGGCCGUCGGGACGAGGUGGGCGGUGCUCGUCGCCGGCUCCUCCGGCUACGGGAACUACAGGCACCAGGCCGAUAUAUGUCAUGCAUACCAGAUAUUGCGUAAGGGUGGGCUAAAAGAGGAAAACAUUGUGGUGUUCAUGUAUGAUGACAUUGCCAACAGUCCACUCAACCCAAGGCCAGGGGUUAUCAUCAACCAUCCAGAGGGCGAGAAUGUUUAUGCUGGUGUUCCAAAGGACUACACCGGAGACGAAGUGACCACUCAAAACCUAUAUGCAGUUCUCUUGGGCAAUAAAACUGCAGUCUCAGGAGGGAGUAAGAAGGUCAUAGAUAGCAAACCAAAUGACCAUAUAUUUAUCUACUACUCAGAUCAUGGGGGCCCCGGAGUUCUUGGUAUGCCCAACCUGCCAUAUCUUUAUGCUGAUGACUUUGUUAAGGUCUUGCAAGAGAAACAUGCUUCUAAUACCUAUGCAAAAAUGGUUAUAUAUGUGGAAGCUUGUGAAAGUGGCAGUAUCUUUGAGGGUUUGUUGCCUGCAGACCUCGAUAUUUACGUCACAACGGCAUCUAAUGCAGAAGAAAGUAGCUUUGGUACAUAUUGCCCAGGAAUGGAACCAUCACCUCCUUCUGAGUAUAUUACCUGCUUAGGUGACCUCUACAGUGUUGCAUGGAUGGAAGAUAGUGAGAAUCACAACCUGAAGGAGGAGACAAUCAAGAAGCAGUAUGAAGAGGUAAAGAAGCGUACCUCACUCUUGAACAGCUAUGGCGCCGGUUCUCAUGUUAUGGAGUAUGGGGACAAGACCUUCAAGGAUGAGAAGCUUUACCUGUAUCAAGGUUUCAAUCCUGCAAACGCCAACAUGACAAACAAGCUAUUCUGGCGAACCCCAAAGGCUGCAAUCAACCAAAGAGAUGCAGAUCUUCUUUUUAUGUGGAGAAGGUAUGAGAUGUUACAUGAGAAGUCUAAAGAGAGGGUGAAUGUUCUGAGGGAGAUCAGCGAGACAGUAAGACAUAGGAAGCAUCUUGACAGCAGCAUGGAUUUUAUUGGAAAGCUUCUCUUUGGAUAUGAGAAUGGACCUUCAGUGCUUCAAGCUGUCAGGCCUUCUGGCAAGCCACUGGUGGAUGACUGGGAUUGUCUCAAGAGAAUGGUACGGAUCUUCGAGUCCCAUUGCGGUUCGCUCAGUCAGUACGGCAUGAAACACAUGCGAGCAUUUGCAAACAUUUGCAACAGUGGUAUCUCUGGCACCACAAUGAAGGAAGCAAGCAUCAGCACUUGCGGUGGUCAGAACUCCGCGAGAUGGAGCCCCUUGAUCCAAGGGUAUAGCGCCUGAUCGGUAUAUGCUGAAGUACUGUUGGUAUGUUGUUCGCCCUCGGCCUGUGAAUGUGUGGCUCGCAGAUAAACAGUUAAUGUGAAUGUGUGUAUGUAGUAUUGUAUUGGGUAUAGUAUUGUAUUGGGUAUCACUAUACCCAGAAAAUAACCUUCUGGCCGCAGGAACUACACGCGGUAGACACUACGCAAGAAUGUGCUCAUGUUUAGCUGUGUGAUAUAUAUAUAGUCCUUGUGCUGUUGUGUGUA